AUGCUGCGGAUACUCUUGGUCAUCUUCAUCCAUGUACUGUCUAAAGCAUCAUCAAGCAGCAGUGAAAUGCGGCUUUAUGCUGAUCUGAUGACGAACUAUAAUGCACUGGAGCGGCCAGUAAGCAAUUCAAGUGCACCACUACUGGUCAAAAUGCGUCUCUUCCUGCAGCAGAUCGUGGAUGUGGACGAGAAGAAUCAAAUAUGGGAAGAUUACAAGCUGAAAUGGAAUCCCGAAGAAUACGACGGCAUCAAAGACGUUCGCUUUCCAAGUGAUUCUGGGCAAGUGUGGCACCCUGAUAUUUUACUAUAUAACAGCGCUAAUGAAAAUUUCGAUUCGACAUUCAAAAGCAAUCUGGUGGUAUACAGUAAUGGAGAAGUGAACUGGAUACCUCCGGGUAUACUAAAAUUCAGCUGCAAGCUUGACAUUACCUGGUUUCCAUUCGACGACCAGAUAUGCGGAUUAAAAUUUGGUUCAUGGACAUUCAACGGAUUUGCUCUUGAUUUACAAAUCGAUGCUGAUGAUCCAAAUUCAGCGCAUCAAAUGGAUAUAAGCGAUUAUGUGGUGAACGGUGAGUGGGAUUUGAUUGCCACACCAGCAGUACGCAAUGUUAAACGUUUCGAAUGUUGUCCGGAGCCUUAUCCGACCAUCACGUUCUAUAUGCACAUUCGGCGACGAACGCUUUAUUACGGUCAGUUACGUAUUGUAUUGUCCAGUGUUGCUUCUUUAAAAUAA
Gongylonema pulchrum is the source of this 732-nucleotide messenger RNA. Lineage: Eukaryota; Metazoa; Nematoda; Chromadorea; Rhabditida; Gongylonematidae. The record is from the annotation of a GenBank genome assembly.